AUGACCCAAGCUCUCAGGACAGCACCCACAUACACACCCGCUACCUCAACUAUAACGAGAACAAUCAUCUUCCGCCGCACCUUCUCAUCCUCAAAACCCACCACUGCCAACCACACACCCGUCCCAGAACCAACCCGAGUCCCACGCCCGAUUCCCAUGGAUAUCGGAAACAGCCCUUCCGCCGCCAACUUUUUCCAAUCCUCAGGUUCUUCCUCAACCGCAUCCUCCGCCUCAGUCUCAGAAGCAUCAUCAUCAGCAUCACGGAGGUUCCGAUCCUACGCAAGUGGUGGGUCCGUAUUCGACAGAUACGGUGGCCCUGUUUUGAACAUUAUCGUCUACUCGACCGCUGCGACGUUGCUAUUGCACUUGGCCUAUCACCACCUGGCUCUUGAGGAAUAUAAGAUCUCAUCGAACCGGAGGCUCAAGGAUCUGGAGGAUGAGAUCUCGACACUCAAGGCGCUACGAGUCCAGCAUCCCUUGGGAGGUCGAGGCGAGUUUGUCUGA
Molecule: messenger RNA, 504 nt
Organism: Linnemannia hyalina
Lineage: Eukaryota; Fungi; Mortierellomycota; Mortierellomycetes; Mortierellales; Mortierellaceae
Source: the annotation of a GenBank genome assembly